Cucurbita maxima (winter squash) is the source of this 3871-nucleotide messenger RNA. RefSeq lists its product as uncharacterized. The coding region runs from base 199 to 3618 and encodes 1139 amino acids. NCBI's taxonomy places the organism in Eukaryota, Viridiplantae, Streptophyta, Magnoliopsida, Cucurbitales, Cucurbitaceae. The record is from RefSeq and is a predicted model, not a curated record. The transcript has 6 exons.
UCCCAGAGGUGGCUCGUAGCCGCCUUCAGUAUCCCUUAAAACUUUCCUUCUUCUCCAGCCAUUGCGGUUCUCCUCUUCGGCUCUGUUUUGCUGUUUCAGUGCUAAUGUCAACCCGCUGAAGGAGAGGGCUGCAGAUUACCCAUUAUAAGAUCGCUUCUUAUUGCUUUGCCCUUGCAGUUCAGCAUUGAAUUGUAUUCGAUGUCGAUGCUGGAUUCUCCCACAUGUUCCGUCGAUGCUGCGGCGUCUCACAAUACUGUUUUCAUUGACACCAGCCUCGGCACUCACUUGGCGAUGGCCGUCUCAGACGGUGAUAUCGUCUCUGAUAUCAAAAAAAAGAUAGAGAAGGAACAUCCACUGUGUUUUCCUCAUCUCGGGACCCUAAAAAUUCAUGCAAUUAAGGUAACGCGCAAAGGGCACUUCUAUCACCUUUCUGACUCCAUGUAUUUGAAAAGUGCAUUUGUUGGCUACAAUGACUGCUGGUUUCUUUCUGUUGAUGCUUCUAUUGUUGAUGGUCAGUCAACUGACCCUAAUACUGGCAAUCUUUCAACUUAUUUUGAAAGGGCAGGUGAUAUCUCCGUUGAUAGAAUAAAUGUUGCCAGAAAUAAUCAUGGUGGACAUUUACCUAACCAUGAUGCUCCACAAUUACAAAACAUUGUGACACAAGAAUAUGUCAAUGAGAAAGCCCCUAGUAGAAAAGAUUUAACGACUGAGAAGGAAGAAGUUACUCAUUCUGUUGAAACUUGCAGCAAACAUAAAUCGGGCAGGAUAAGGAAUGGCUAUGAAGGCCUCAGCGAAACACUGGAAUCUUUGCCUACUAUGAAGGUGAAUCGUAAAAGUAAGAAGAGAAAAACAAAAUUGAUUACUGAACACGAAGUUGUUAAUCAUACCGGUGAUGAUAAUGAUCAAAACCCAUUGCAGCAAGUCGUUGGAUCUGGUGAAAAAUCCAGGGAAUAUGCACAUAAUAAAGUUUUCGAUCAUCCAAUGAUGGAGAGAAAAUCCAAUGUAGGUGAACCUGGUCAGGUCUCAUCUUCUAGUGCUCGUGAUGAAUCUGAACAUGGAAGGACGCUUAAGUUUAAUUUAUCUGAGGAAGCUGAGGUUGAUGACAAAAAUUAUAAAUCCGAAUAUCUGAUGGAUGAUACUUCUUUGGUAGGUGCUGCACAGGCUGGGUUCAUUGCAAAAAAAAUGCCCAUGAUUGAAAUGACAAGUGGAGUAAUGAAUGGAGUGGAAGGAAACAGAGUUUUUGUUUCUGAAUCUAGCAAAGCGACAUCUACACCUAAGGUUACUUCCGAGUACUUGUCGGAUAUGAACCAAACUGCAAAAGUUGCCGUAGGUAGUUUGUCUACUGAACCUGAUGAUCAACUGCCCAAGACUGGUUCAAGUUAUGAGAAGAAGAAGACAAGGAAAAGGAAAAGUAAGUUGUCAUGUUGUCCAAAUGAGGCUUUUGGUUUGAUUUCAUCUAGAGUAGAGGAUCAACAGGAUGCAAGUCGAGAAUCUGAUAUAACAACUGUCCCCAGUCAAGAUAUUGAGGAGGCAUCAAUUCCCAACCUCCUGGGAGCAUCCAGGAAAAGGCACAAUGAUUCAAAUGAUAAAAUUGCAGAAAUUUCUGCACCGUCCUUGGUUGGAGAGUCCUGUGAUGAUAAGAACAACAUUGAACUUGGCGAUGUGCAAAGCAUAAGGAAUGCGUCUGAUAAAGCUGUGUUAGGAGUAAAAGGAAUGAUUGAUUCAAAGGACAUUGCCUCUAAAAGCAAGGAUCCCGCUGAUCUCCAGAAAAGCAUUAGUACAUCUGAGGAUGCCAAUAAUGUUCGAGGCAAUCAUCUUACGUGCAAAACCAGAAAGGUUGUUCCAAUUCUAGAGGGAAGAGAGUUUCUGCAGGUCACCGAUACAAAAGCCUCAAUGGUAGAGAACUGUCACUCAUCAAGCUGGGAUGGUACUGACGCUAACAUUAAAGCUGCUGAUAUUUCUGAAUCGGUACAUUUAAAGGGAACUACUGAAAACGCCAAGCAUGGUAAGAAAAGGAAGAUUAAAAAAUCUAGGGGUUCAGCAGAAGAAAGACAGAUUAAUUUAGUCACAAAAGGUGCUGGAGAUACUGCACAAGACAUUCUUCCAACCGAGCCACAAAGUUCUACUUUAGGUGAUAAUUCUUGUAGUAAAGCUGAGAUUGGAGAAAACAAUGUUUCUCUAAUGAAGGGAGAAACCACAACUAGUACUUCCUUAAUACCUGAUGUUAGGAAUAUAGAUAUAGAUAAACCAAUUAUAAGUAAGGUGGGACCUUCGAUGCAAAUCAACCAAACUCAAGCAGUAGCAAAAGACAUGGAUGGGCAAGUGAGAAAGAAAACUAAGAAGAGACCUGUGGCAUCAAUGAAAAGUACAUCAGACCUUCAAGAAGAAAGUAUCGGUAAUGAGGAUUCAUUCCCAUCAAAGAGAAUUGACAAGGAAGUAAAACCUAUGUCUAUAGCGGCAAAGAAAACUAAGUUUCCGAAAGCAAAUUUGAGGAAUGAAAUUGAAGAUGCGAAUUUGGACUCUACGCUGUUUUCUGAGGUUGAAACUACUCCUAGCAUUUGCAAGAAGUCUAAGACAGUUGGGCCCUCCCUCACUCCAUCUCUCGUUUCUGAAGGCUAUGAAGAGAGGCCUAUUGAAGCAAAUAGAUGUAGCAACACCACUAAAGAUGGUACUACUGAUAAUGUUGACAAUCACGAUGAAGUUCCUUAUAAAAGCGAUAAAGUUGGCAUUGAGGAAAAGGCUGUCGAACUCCAACACGAAUCCGUUGAAGUGCAUGUCGACAAGUUGAGUAGAGAGAAAAGUCCAGAUACUUCGCUCAAAUCUAAAAGAAAAAAGAAAAGUCUAAGUGUCUGCUCUUCUGCGGUCUCCUUGAGUACGCAGAACAAACAGAAGUCAGAUGAAAACACAGAGACUGAGGAACAUUGGCAAACUAGCAACUCUAGCGCCCUCAAACUUCAUGUUGACAAUAAGCUAAAGAAAAAUUCAAGAGGUGGGGUAAAUUCUCUGCCUUCUAAUGAGCAUAAGCAGCAAACCUCUGACUCUAAUAAAGCAGCUAGGGUGAGGGAAAAAGUUGUCGAUUCUUCUCGGGGCAGUACUGAAAUAUACAGUGAGACUCCUGCUUUACCAAAAGCAAGACCCAAGUCGAAAAACUCAGCAAAUAUGGCUCAACAGGACCAAAAGCAUAGGGGAAGUCAAUCUACUGUUAUUGGCCAUCCUCUGGGUGAACAAAAACCUUCUCGGAGUGGGAAGCAAGAUGAUACUCAAUCACAACGAAAGAACUUGUUGCUUACAUCAGGAGGCAUAUUUAAGGAUGCUAGCAGUGAUAGUUCUGAGGAUGAAGGUGGAAUUGCUGAUUCAGAUGCUAGAUCUCCUGAUAAUUCACUAAUAUCCAACUUCUCAGACGGUGAAAGCAAUGGAUCUGUUGACUUGGAAAGAACAAACACCCGUAGAAGUAUGAGAAAGAAAGAGCCUUCAAGCCCUGAGAAUAUGACCCUCGACAUAAUCCUUCGAAGUUCAAGUAGGUAUAAGAAGGCAAAGCUCACAGCUGUGCAAUCACUACAAGAUGAUACUGAAAGCCAGCCUGUCGAUUUUGUUCCAGACAGUCAGCCUAAUAUUUAGUUUGUUAUCGUCAUUUACCUCCUCUCGGAGCAAUUUUCCAGAAUUCAUUGCCUAAACCUUCUUGUGCUUGUCUAAGUUUGUUAAUGGAGAUUGUCAAGAUAUCAAAAUUUUGUGAACUGAAGAAAUCACAAGGAAAUGAGAUCCUUGGGUUCUUUCGAUGCUUGCAUGAUGUUUCCAUGCUGAGUCUAUUCUGUUACAUAACCAAAAAUAUUAUUUUGAAGUAAAUUAUCAGUGGAACCCAACUCUAUGCUUA